Messenger RNA from Glycine soja, 1013 nucleotides. Its product is annotated as ras-related protein RABA2a-like. NCBI's taxonomy places the organism in Eukaryota, Viridiplantae, Streptophyta, Magnoliopsida, Fabales, Fabaceae. Gene Ontology annotation, molecular function: GTPase activity; GTP binding. Bases 199 to 852 code for a protein of 217 amino acids. Gene Ontology annotation, cellular component: endosome. The record is from RefSeq and is a predicted model, not a curated record. The transcript has 2 exons.
AGGAAAGUGAGUGGAAGGCAAGGGGCAAUCCGGUAGAAAAGGGUUUUAUUUCUUUUUCCUUUCAAUUAUUUUCUCUGUCUUGUCUUUGUUAUUCAGUUCGGUUGUUGUGUUGUAUUGUGUGCUGCAACACAUCCAGAAACACAAUCGGUGUCGUGUUGGGUUGGGUUUUUUUGUUAUUAAAAGAAAAGAAAAGGGGGGAUGGCUCGGAGAGCAGAGGAAGAGUACGAUUAUCUGUUCAAGGUUGUACUGAUCGGUGAUUCUGGUGUUGGAAAAUCCAAUCUCCUGUCCCGAUUCACUCGCAACGAGUUUUGCCUCGAAUCCAAGUCCACCAUUGGAGUCGAAUUCGCUACUCGCACUCUUCAGGUGGAGGGAAGAACUGUGAAAGCUCAAAUAUGGGAUACUGCCGGACAGGAACGAUACAGAGCAAUUACGAGUGCCUACUACCGGGGUGCCCUUGGAGCUCUUCUUGUCUACGAUGUCACUAAACCAACCACAUUCGAAAAUGUUAGCCGAUGGCUCAAGGAGCUAAGGGAUCACGCCGAUGCUAACAUUGUCAUCAUGUUGAUCGGGAACAAGACUGAUCUCAAGCAUCUCAGAGCUGUUGCCACCGAGGAUGCUCAGGGUUAUGCCGAGAAGGAAGGCCUUUCUUUCAUCGAGACUUCCGCUCUUGAAGCAACUAAUGUUGAGAAUGCUUUCCAGACUAUUCUUGCAGAGAUAUACCGCAUUAUCAGUAAGAAAUCACUCUCUUCCAAUGACCCUGCUGCCAAUAUUAUUAAAGAAGGCAAGACUAUCACAGUUGGGGGGGCACCCGAACCCAACACAAACAAGCCUUCUUGCUGUACAUCAUCUUGAACCCAUUCCUACUUGCUCAGUAUCAUUGUUUUGCCUGUUUUCUUUUCUUUACCAUUCUUUUUUAUUAACUUAUCUGGAUUUCUUAUGCUUGUGCGUGCUGAUUAAUGAGUAUUAUCCCAGUUUUUAAUUGAUAUUUUUUGGCUCCUGGCCUGCAGACCUGA